CGAUCGUCGUCACCAACGCUCUUUUGACCUUCGAUGCAUUCCCACUUUGGUCGUGACCACAAGGCAGACGUUGUCUCUGAUUUCAAUAGAUUUCAACAUUGAAGUCGGCUUCUGAUUUGUCAAAUCAUGCAACAAAGUCGCUAUCGAUCACUUCCACGUUCGCGGUUUGCGCCACAAUUGUCUCACAGUCUAUCGUUGAAUGUUGCCCAUGUCGCGCUCGCGUGCGCCCUCCAUUGAACCCAGCCUCGCCGACACCCAUCGGAGUCGUGCUCUUCCUGGCCCACCCCGACUUCGUCCAGGCAACAAAAGAUUGAUUUUGUGUGAAGAUGGAUCCUGGCAAAACUCGGAAAGUGGCUCGCUCAAGGACUCCAUAGUCAUUCCUAGUAAUGUGACGCGGCUGUCUCGUGCUAUCAAGGCCGUCAGCAGCGAUGGCAUCCCUCAAGUCGUGAAUUACCAUUGGGGCGUAGGUGGUGGCGGAGGACUUGCCGACAAGCUUCUGGGUAUCGGUGGAGGAGGGCUGUCUGAAAUCGUCAGAGAGGGUUACAACUAUUUGGCAACAAAUUGGACGCCAGGCGAUGAGAUCUUUAUCUUUGGAUUCUCACGUGGUGCCUUUACAGCGCGCAGCAUUGCAGGUCUGGUCGGAGAAAUUGGACUUCUUACAUCUACCGGACUGCCAUAUCUAGCCGAGAUCUACAAGGACGUCCAGCAUCAACAUGAUGCAAACUACAAACCUAAAUAUCCAGACCUGCCAUUUCCCGACAAGCCGAGCGUCUCGGAUCCAGCAUACAAAUCCGAAUUGCGGCGCCGUGGCAUGACGGUGCUGAAUAUACCCAUCAAGAUCAUCGGCGUCUUCGAUACAGUGGGCGCGCUGGGCGUGCCCAAAGUUGGCUGGCUCACACGUUUGGGCAUUCAAUCGGAAACCAUGCGAGAGUUACGCUUUUACGAUACAUCUCUAUCAAAUUGUAUAGAAUACGCCUUCCAGGCUCUAGCACUAGACGAGCGGCGAUUUGCGUUUCAACCAACGUUGUGGGAGAAAUUUCCAGACAAUCGAACAGUCUUGCGACAGACAUGGUUUCCGGGAGCUCAUGCCAAUGUCGGCGGCGGGUACGACGAGCAGCAGGUGGCUACGAUCACUCUUGCAUGGAUGAUCGCCCAAUGUGGCGACAUGCUGGACUUUGACCCAGAUUACAUCCACGAUCAAUGGGAUCUGGUCGAGGAGUACUACGAGAGUCGACAGCAAAAGGUUCGGCCGUGGUCUUUUGGCAAGAUCUACGACGGGCUUGAGGGGAUUUUCGCGCUGGGCGGUGCCAAGGUCCGUACGCCGGGGCGGUAUACGGCAGUCGAUCAUCGUACUGGACGACCAACGGAUGAACCUCUUGCAGACACGUGUGAAUAUAUCCAUGCUUCCGCGCGCGCCCGCUUCAAAUUGCAUGGACCCGGCGUUGGCGAUAAAGGCGACUACGAGUGUGCGACCCUGCAGGACUGGAAACUUGUUGUGGAGGCCCCUCCGGAAGGGAUUCGACGACCCGUCAUCUUCUGGAAGUCUCGUGAUCCCCAACCUGGCUUUGCAAAGACUUUGCCCGAAGCGCCGCUAUGGCAAGCGGAGUUAGAAUUGCUGAAAUACGAUGCGGAAACAGAGCAGGACGUACUUCGACCCCCACUCUCACGUCAACGCCGCGUUUCAAAGCCGCUGGAGAGACCAUCUGAAGGUCCGCUUCCUGAACCUACGGAUGACUGGUUCGCAGCCUUUGCAGCACGAUCCUGGAUAUGGAGUGAUGCGAAUGCCGCUUCGAGCUCACGACCACCGCCGGAUGAAGCACAGAAUUUCAUGUACCGCUCGACGAUCUUGCUAUAG
Molecule: messenger RNA, 1855 nt
Organism: Dissoconium aciculare CBS 342.82
Lineage: Eukaryota; Fungi; Ascomycota; Dothideomycetes; Mycosphaerellales; Dissoconiaceae
Exons: 4
Coding region: 200-1855 (551 amino acids)
Source: RefSeq, a predicted model, not a curated record